This is a messenger RNA of Amoebophrya sp. A120, 216 nucleotides long. The record is from the annotation of a GenBank genome assembly. Lineage: Eukaryota; Dinophyceae; Syndiniales; Amoebophryaceae.
GGAAGACGUGCAUCAGCGUCUUGAUUCCGACGAUUUCAAAAGUACCUGGCCCAGCAAGGGCGACUCUGCAUCGGCGAAAGGGAAGAUGCAUCCAGGCGUACUAUCCAACAAGAGCGCUAUUGCUGGAGCGGAAGAUGAUCUCCAAUUGCAGAAACACGCUCCCGUCCCCCUUUCCCCAGACGAUUUGCAACGCAUGCAGCAAGAUCAAUUGACAAC